UGAUGUCUUGGCUCAGCCCACAUUUAAAACGACCUUGGAGGCCCCAAAACAAUAGUUUUUCAUCGCCACCUGGGCACCAGUUUAAUCAAGGAUACAUUCAUCAAACCCAGCAGCACUUUAACCAUCAGUUCCACAACCAGUAUAAUUCGCCUCAAAACUUUUCUCCGCGGAAUUCUUUCAGCCCGAGAUAUCAGAAUAACAGAGGUCGUCCUAGAUAUCAACAGAGGUUUAGCGGCAGUCCUCGUUCUGAAGCAAACUCAACAUCUGCAGAACUGACGGGUGGUUACCGCAGCCAACAAGGAUUUAAUCAAGACAGCGAGCGUCACAAUCCCUUCUUCCAUCCUGCAAUGAUGCAGAACCCUUGGGAAGGUCUCGAAGAAGACUUCGAUGAAGUCAGAGACGAGCUACUGGAAAGUGCUCAGGAGCUUAUUCUUACAAUUCCAAUGACAGUUUCGCAAUGGAUCCGGAAGAAACCUCGAGUUGAAGAAAUGCCUUGCGAGGAAUCGAAUGCCGAUACUGAGAAGUCUGCUAAAAGUAUAGCUAGGCUAGCUGAUACAGUUUCCCAAAUUGAAGAUCAGCUUAAAGCUCAUCAAAGUACCAUAGAAGAUAAAACUGCUGUUUCGAUCAAAGAAGAGAAUCCAGAGUCGGAGCUUUUGCUUCCAGGGGAGUUUCAAAUUUCUAUUCCAAAUGAUAUAAAUGUUAAAAUUGAAAACGAAGAAGAAAUGGAGGAAAAUGAACAAAAAAUGAUAGAAAAUGAUAAACUAGAUGGAACUGAAGUAAAUGAAAAGGAAACUUUAAGUGUAUCUAUUGAUAACUCAACUCCUCUUAAACCUGCCAUGUUUGAUCGGAGUUCUUUUAGUGAAAAUGUUUCUAAUAUCGUCCAGUCGCCGCCAGUUUUAAAUAGCCAACCGGCUACGCCGGACAGAGUAGUGAAGCCGCAGCCUCUGCAGCCUUGAUUGCGUUUUCAUUUUUGACCUGAUCUUUGUUAUGAUUAGUAUAAGUAUUGAUAUUUAUAUUUGCGUCGAGUGCGUCAAAUGCACUUUACCUUUUGAUGUUAAGUUUAUUUUUCAA
Messenger RNA from Symsagittifera roscoffensis, 1071 nucleotides. RefSeq lists its product as uncharacterized. Bases 3 to 956 code for a protein of 317 amino acids. The record is from RefSeq and is a predicted model, not a curated record. The transcript is spliced from 2 exons. Lineage: Eukaryota; Metazoa; Xenacoelomorpha; Acoela; Convolutidae.